Molecule: messenger RNA, 633 nt
Organism: Cornus florida
Lineage: Eukaryota; Viridiplantae; Streptophyta; Magnoliopsida; Cornales; Cornaceae
Product: splicing factor 3B subunit 6-like protein
Exons: 1
Coding region: 124-501 (125 amino acids)
Biological process (GO): mRNA splicing, via spliceosome
Cellular component (GO): catalytic step 2 spliceosome; U2 snRNP; precatalytic spliceosome
Molecular function (GO): RNA binding
Source: RefSeq, a predicted model, not a curated record
AAAACAAAUAUCUUCCCUCUAUCUCUCAUCAGACGAAACUCAAAACCCCAAACCCUAACCUUCAUUCAUCGGAAAAAAAUCCCCAAAUCCCCAAAUUUUCUCUCUUUUUCCUUCCAUCCAAACAUGGCGACGAUCAGCCUGAGAAAGGCUAACACACGGCUCCCACCGGAAGUGAACCGCGUUCUGUACGUUCGAAACCUCCCCUUCAACAUAUCCAGCGAAGAGAUGUACGAUAUCUUCGGCAAGUACGGCGCGAUUCGGCAGAUUCGCAUCGGCACCAACAAGGACACCAGAGGGACGGCGUUCGUGGUCUACGAGGACAUCUACGACGCCAAGACCGCCGUCGACCACCUCUCCGGCUUCAACGUCGCCAACCGCUACCUCAUUGUGCUCUACUACCAGCAGGCCAAGAUGAGCAAGAAGUUCGAUCAGAAGAAGAAGGAAGAGGAGAUCACCAAGUUGCAAGAGAAGUACGGUGUGUCCACCAAAGAUAAGUCAUAGAACAUUUGAAGCCAUCGAAUUUGCAAUUUGGGUCUUUUCUCUUUUCUGUGAAGUUUGUGUUUUUUGAGAAUUGAUAAAUGCAGACAACGAUUUAUUGGGUUAUCUAUGAAAUGGGUACAGUUGGUAUACGAA